This is a messenger RNA of Camelina sativa (false flax), 3026 nucleotides long. NCBI's taxonomy places the organism in Eukaryota, Viridiplantae, Streptophyta, Magnoliopsida, Brassicales, Brassicaceae. The record is from RefSeq and is a predicted model, not a curated record.
UGUGCAGCCUGUCCGUGAGUGAGUGAGUUUCACUUUUCGAGGAAAAUUGCUUAUUGGAGCUGAUUAUUGCUAGUCAAAAAGACUCUGUGUGUGAGUUUCCCUUCUCGAGGAAAAUUGCUAAUUGGAGCCUGAGAUUAUAUAUAGAUAGAUGAUUAGAUAGAGAGAGAGAUAGGAGUGAGUGGAGGAGAUGCACACAGUAAGGUUCCCUCCCGCGUUGAGAGAGUAUUAUUAAUUAAGAGUUAAACUAAAAAGAAUUUAAGGUUGGAGAUUUGAUGAUAGGAGAAGAGAGAGACAAAUAAUACUUCAUUAGAGAUAAGAUGAUGAUGGGUUUCGUUUAAGAGCUCCUCCACUCCAACCUGAUUCGCUCUCGAUUGAUCUUUUUGUCCGCGAUGAUGCCGGCGGCCGAAUCUGGAGUCUUGCCCCGUCGGAAUCCUUCUCAACUGCCGUGGAUUAAUCUCUCGAGCUCGAGGAACUUGAUUUUGGCCUACCAGAGUUUUGGUGUAGUCUACGGUGACCUCAGUACUUCUCCUCUUUAUGUCUUUCGUAGCACAUUUAUUGGAAAGUUGCAUAAGCAUCAGACCGAGGAAACCGUAUUUGGUGCUUUCUCUUUGAUUUUCUGGACCCUCACCCUGAUUCCUCUUCUCAAGUACCUUCUUCUUUUACUGAGUGCCGAUGGCAAUGGAGAAGGCGGAACGUUUGCUCUCUAUUCGCUGCUUUGUAGGAAUGCAAAGCUUAGCUUACUUCCUAACCAGCAAGCUGCUGAUGAAGAGCUCCCAGCUUACAAAUUUGGUCCGUCCACGGGUACUGGAAGUUCAUCCCGCUUUACAAGUUUUCUUGAAAAGCACAAAAGCCUGAGGACCGCUUUGCUCGUCCUUGUGCUUUUUGGAGCUGCUAUAGUCAUAGGAGACGGGGUCCUGACUCCAGCUAUAUCAGGUAAAGUAUGCCUCCCUCCCUCCCUCCUUGGAGUUGCUCAAUAUCAUCUGCUGUUACUUGUAGUUGAAAUCACCCACCUUCUUCUUAUGUCGUCCAUGUCAGGCUUGCAAGCUACAGAGAAGAAAUUGACUGAUGGCGAACUUCUGGUGGUCGCCUGUGUCGUAUUGGUUGGACUGUUUGCUUUACAACACUGUGGUACUCACAGGGUGGCCUUCAUGUUUGCACCAAUUGUGAUAAUCUGGCUUAUUUCAAUACUCUUCAUCGGUUUAUACAACAUCAUACACUGGAAUCCAAAGAUAAUACAUGCAAUUUCCCCGCAUUAUAUCAUCAAAUUCUUCAGAGUGACUGGUCAAGAUGGAUGGAUUUCUCUUGGAGGGGUUCUUCUUUCUGUGACAGGUACUGAAGCUAUGUUUGCAAAUCUUGGCCAUUUCACCUCGCUCUCAAUCAGACUUGCUUUCGCUGUUGUCGUGUACCCCUGCCUAGUGGUACAAUACAUGGGCCAAGCAGCUUUCUUGUCAAAGAACCUCGGGUCUAUUCCUAACAGCUUUUACGAUUCAAUCCCAGAUACUGUUUUCUGGCCUGUCUUUGUCAUUGCCACGCUUGCAGCCAUUGUUGGCAGUCAGGCUGUGAUAACCGCUACGUUCUCAAUAAUCAAACAAUGUCAUGCCCUUGGGUGCUUCCCACGCAUCAAAGUAGUCCACACUUCGAAACAUAUAUAUGGACAGAUCUAUAUCCCGGAGAUCAACUGGAUCCUAAUGAUCCUUACUCUUGCAAUAGCUAUAGGCUUUCGAGACACAACUUUGAUUGGAAAUGCCUACGGACUCGCAUGCAUAAUAGUAAUGUUCGUCACGACGUUUUUCAUGGCUCUUGUCAUAGUUGUGGUUUGGGAGAAGAGUAUUUUUCUAGCGGCUUUGUUUCUUGGAACUGUAUGGAUAAUUGAAGGUGUGUACCUCUCAGCAGCGCUCAUGAAAGUUCCCCAGGGUGGUUGGGUGCCUUUGGUGCUUGCGUUCAUACUCAUGAUUGCCAUGUAUGUGUGGCACUAUGGGACCCGCAGGAAAUACAGCUUUGAUCUUCAUAACAAAGUUUCGUUGAAGUGGUUGCUGGGAUUAGGACCUAGUCUUGGUAUUGUACGUGUGCCUGGAAUAGGACUCGUAUACUCAGAACUUGCAACUGGGGUUCCUGCAAUUUUCUCUCACUUUGUCACCAAUCUCCCGGCAUUCCAUAAAGUCGUGGUGUUUGUUUGUGUGAAAUCAGUUCCAGUGCCUCAUGUGUCUCCUGAGGAACGCUAUCUCAUUGGGCGUGUUUGCCCCAAGCCUUAUCGUAUGUACAGGUGCGUAGUGAGGUACGGGUACAAGGACAUUCAACGGGAAGACGGGGACUUUGAGAAUCAGCUUGUACAGAGCAUAGCGGAGUUCAUCCAGAUGGAAGCAAGCGACCUCCAACAAUCCUCCUCGGCUUCUUCUGAGUCUCAAUCCUAUGAUGGGAGAAUGGCAGUUUUAAGCAGUCAGAAGAGUCUCUCUAACUCAAUCCUGACGGCGGUUUCAGAGGAAAAUGAUUUUGGUGAGCCCACCAUACUAGAAAGCAGUAGCAAAUCCAUGACCCUGCAGAGUUUGCGCUCAGUGUACGAGGAUGAGUAUCCACAAGGGCAAGUGAGGAGGCGGCGUGUGAGGUUCAGGUUAACGCCGUCAAGUGGUGGUGCUGGGAUGGAGUCCUCUGUGAGGGAAGAGCUAAUGGAUCUAAUACGAGCGAAAGAGGCGGGUGUAGCAUAUAUAAUGGGUCACUCAUAUGUGAAAUCGAGGAAAUCAUCGUCCUGGUUGAAGAAGAUGACGAUUGAUAUUGGCUAUUCUUUCUUGAGGAAGAACUGCAGAGGACCAGCUGUAGCACUCAACGUUCCUCACAUCAGCCUCAUUGAAGUUGGCAUGAUUUACUAUGUUUAAGCCAAUUAUUACAAUAAAAAGAAAAGAAAAAAAAACUCUCGUGUGUAAUGUAUGUAUGUGUAGCAUUCAUAAGUCAUAUAACUCAUGGGAGUGUUAUAUAUAAUCUGUUCAGCGAUAGAUUAAUGCAACAUCUUGGGUGUAUGCAUAUGUUAUCAA